AUGACAGAGUUGUAUUUUCUACGUCACGGAGACCGAAUAGACCAUGCUUUAAAGACAGACCCAGAGGCUAAACCAAUUACAGAAGAUUACCACGCAUAUGAUCCUUCAUUGGCAACCUCUGCUAUUCCGCAGUUGCAACAGGUUGUUGAAGACAUUUGUUCCAACACAGAAGCAUUUCAGGAUAAGGAGUCAUCACUACGGAAGAAUGUAUAUAUCCAUUUCAGUCCUUAUCUAAGGUGCUGUCAAACUGCAGACAUAUUGAUCACUGAGUUAAAGGCAAAAUUUGCCCAACAAUUUCCAAAUUACAAGGUGCGUUUCCAAUUACUUGGUGACUUUGCGUUAAGUGAAUGGGUCCAUGAUAAAAUGACCAAUAAACCUCCCUUUGUUGAUUCCAAUGACGCUUACAAUAUGUACACUCCCAAUCUAAAAACUUUGAAAAAUAAAAAUGCUUGUUCCAAUUUUAGGCCAACAGUCACUUUGGGUCAAUAUAAUGGACCUAAUUUAACUUACAAAGAAUACCAAGCAAGAUGCAAAGAGUAUUUCCAGAAAUUGUUGGCAACAUACGACAAACAAUCAUAUAUCAAGAACAAGGAUGUUAUUAUUAUUGUGUCUCAUGGAUAUUUGAUCAACAAUCUAAUGUCUUAUUUUAUCAACCACCCUAUAUUUGAAGAGAUUCCCGAGGCAAAGAUUAAUUUGGCUAGGAGAUUGAAACGCGACGAAGUGGUGGACGAAGCUGAAGAAUUCGAUCCUCGAAAUUACUACUGGAAACUCGUCAAGGAUGCACUUGGCAUUUCUGGGAGAGAAGGGAUUGACACAGGCUUAAACUUGGAAACAGACAUUGUAUAUUAUAAAACAAACUUCAUUAAAAAGGAUGAUCUUAUUGAUAAACCCAAGGAAGCAGAUAUAAAGGAUGAAUAUAAGCCAAGAGCUUCAUUCAAGAUUGAGUCUACGUCAGCUUCAAAAAGUGUCAAUGGAUUACCACCAGCAAGACAUAAUUACCUUUGUCCUGCAGCAAAGGACUGGAUUCCUGAUAAAAAGCAUUUUAUGAUCAGAGCAGAAUUUAAAGAAAAAAUGAUGAAUUGUGAAGCUUUUAAAAAGGGGUUUGCCAUAACUAAUCCGCCUUCAAAAAGAGUAAGUCCAGAUGUGUCACCCAAUUCGGCACCGUCAAAAUCGAACUCGGUAAUUGAUUUAUCAAAGAUUUUGAGUAAUGAGUCUGUACAACCAAUUAAAUUGAAGUAUUCAAACACUUCAGAAAUACCCAUCCAUAAACUCAACUCCCGAGUCAAUUCACAGGUCAAUCUACAACAAUAUAGCAACACUCGACCCACAAUGUCGUCAUCUUCGGCGGAAAAUUCUUCCACUGAUCUUCCAAAAUACGUGUCUUCCCAGCUUCAAAAUAGAAAUAGAUCCAGUUCCAAUCCAAACUCAUCAGUAUUUGUUGCCCACCAUACCAAGGAUUCGUAUUUCCCACAAGUGAUUAACCGAGUGAGGUCUAAUGAAUCUGAUAUGUCAGUUGACUCCAUUAGUGACCAAAGCGUUGAUGAAUUGGAUAUUAUUAAAGAACAUCAUGAACCUCCCACUGCCGCCGCCGCCGCUGCUGCUGCGGCAGCAGCUAACCGAUCAUCACCUAUUGAAACUUUGAACCGGGCUCGAUCAUUGAAUAAAAAGAGAAUUAACAACCCAUUAUUUUUGUCUUAUCAACAAAAGAAGUCGCAAAAUCAAUUGCCUCAAAGUUUCACCAUGAAUUCUGACUCUGCUAAUAAUAGUAAUGAAAACAGUGGUGAUGAUGAAUAUGAAGGAUCAGGUUCAGGCUCAGAUUCAGGCUCAGAUCGUGAUGAGGAUGAUGAGGACAACGACAACGGUGAAAGAACGAGCAAUUCUCGUAGUGAGGGGUCGCUUAAUUCAAAUGAAGUGAGGCCACUUUCAUUAUCGUUCAAGAAUAAACAAGGGAAGCCCUCUGUACCUCAAUCACCUCCCAGAAGGAAAUCAGGGCCAAGAAAGAACUCGGUUAAGUAUUACUCGUCCUUUUCAAAUGGGCACCAACAACUGCAACUGCAACCUCAACCUCAACCUCAACAGCCUCAACAACAACCGCAGCAGGGACAAGGUGGUGAAGUUAAAAAGGCUAGACCUUUCUUUUACAAUUUUGAAACUGAUGGAGAUGGCAGUGAUGAUUCUGAAGAUGAUUACCCUAUGAAAUCACCAAAUGCUAAUACAAGAGGAAAUAACUCCAAUAAUAAUGAUGGGUUCUGGUUUGGUAAGAACAACUAA
Messenger RNA from Lodderomyces margitis, 2271 nucleotides. RefSeq lists its product as uncharacterized. The transcript has a single exon. Lineage: Eukaryota; Fungi; Ascomycota; Pichiomycetes; Serinales; Debaryomycetaceae. Bases 1 to 2271 code for a protein of 756 amino acids. The record is from RefSeq and is a predicted model, not a curated record.